AUGGACCCCUUCCAAGUCUACACGCUCGCAAACUCCAUUCUCCUCGGAAUCGCGGCGUACAAUGUCGUCGAGCUGUGCCUGACAAUCUACCACACCUUCGAGCGCCGCCAAGGGCUCUAUUUCGCCUCGAUCGUGAUCUCGACGCUCGCGCUGGCGAUCUUUAUCCUUGGUUCCUCGCUGUUACUUCCCGAUUCCAGGCUCUUUGUUUCGGUGGGAAGGUAUAUCUAUUUCUUUGCGUGGCCGGUCCUUGGAACAUCACAUAUAGUGUUACUCUACUCGCGUCUGCAUCUAGUCUUGCAUAGCCGGCGGAUCCUGCGCGGUAUCUUGAUCAUGAUCAUCAUUUCCUCAACAGUCAUUGUCCCGCCACAGUUAAUCGUCCCAUACAUCGGUUAUAGCGGUGGGUUUUCCGAUGUUCGUCUUGCGAGGAAAGUCUGGCGGUGCGUCCAAGGGGUUGUCGUUGUGAACACUAUGGCCCGUGAGGUUAUUAUCAGUGGGGUCUAUGCGGUGCAGGCGUAUCGUUAUCUCAGACCAAUCGUCCAGGUCAAGGGGGAAAAGGGCAGGGGUGUUAUGGUAUACCUUAUUAUUGUGCACAUUGCUGUUGUGCUUAUCGAUAUACCAUAUGUGGUAAUGUUCUUCUCGCAUCACGGAGUGGCUAUAGAUGGCUAUACGGGGUUGAUGUACAGCAUCAAGCUGAAGAUGGAAUUAGCCGUGUUGAAUAUGUUGGUGACGCUGUUAAAGAGUCCGGUUGUGCUUGGGGGUAUCGAGGGGUCGGAUGAGGGGAGUGAAGGAGGAGAGUUGAACUUGAAUAUUCAGGAGCUGAGCAGUAGAGCGCGAGAAUAG
Aspergillus mulundensis is the source of this 840-nucleotide messenger RNA. RefSeq lists its product as uncharacterized. The transcript has a single exon. The record is from RefSeq and is a predicted model, not a curated record. NCBI's taxonomy places the organism in Eukaryota, Fungi, Ascomycota, Eurotiomycetes, Eurotiales, Aspergillaceae. Bases 1 to 840 code for a protein of 279 amino acids.